Messenger RNA from Glycine soja, 838 nucleotides. Its product is annotated as photosystem I reaction center subunit N, chloroplastic-like. The record is from RefSeq and is a predicted model, not a curated record. Bases 215 to 718 code for a protein of 167 amino acids. Gene Ontology annotation, cellular component: chloroplast photosystem I. Gene Ontology annotation, biological process: photosynthesis. The transcript is spliced from 3 exons. NCBI's taxonomy places the organism in Eukaryota, Viridiplantae, Streptophyta, Magnoliopsida, Fabales, Fabaceae.
GAGCAAGAUUUGCCAAUAGGAGCGAGGCAAUCUCACCUUAUCCACACGCCCACCACAACCUUAAAUUACAUCCAUCAUCCAUAGCAACAAGCCAAAGAAGAGAAAAUAAUAAUAUGAAUAACAACCCACAAAACUUGGGUCUUGCAAAUUAAGUUCAUUUUUCUCCUUUUCACUCUCGUAGACAUCACAAACCUUCCCUCCAUUCAUCCCACGCAUGGCUGCCAUGAACUCUAGCGUAUUGGCCUGUAGCUAUGCCAUAUCAGGUGCAGCGUGUUCGGAGCUCAAUGGGAAGGUCACUUCCGUGGCCUAUGUUGCAUCCUCUGGCUACAAGUUGCCAUUGAUCAAAGCUGAGGCCAGAGUUCCUAAAGCCAAAGAAUCUGAAGGAGGAAGGAGAGGUGCCCUUGUUCUCUUGGCAGCUACCCUUUUCACCUCUGCAGCUUCCAAUUCUUCUGCCAAUGCUGGGAUCAUUGAAGAUUACCUUGAGAGGAGCAAGGCCAACAAGGAAUUGAAUGACAAGAAGAGGUUAGCUACUACUGGAGCAAACUUUGCAAGAGCAUACACCGUGGAAUUCGGUAGUUGCAAGUUCCCUGAGAACUUCACUGGUUGCCAAGAUCUUGCCAAACAAAAGAAAGUGCCAUUCCUUAGUGACGACUUGGAGCUUGAAUGUGAAGGAAAGGACAAAUACAAGUGCGGUUCUAAUGUUUUCUGGAAAUGGUGAAAGGAGGCAACAUUUUAUGCCUAACUGCGAACUUUUCGCCUUGCAAUGUACCUAACUGCUUGAAUAUAUAUCAUAUUUUUCUGCAUUGAUUUAUUAUUAUAUUGUUGCUGUUGGAUUUUA